AUGGGCAUUGAGAAUCUACCUGUGUAUCGACUCGAAGGCCGCGGCCUAGGAGUUGUUUUCGAGAAGAUCACCGCACACGGCAAAGGAGGAGGAAUUAGACAAGUUCUUGAUUUGCCUGCCAUUUUCGAGAGUGUUCUCAACCUGCCAGUGGAUCUCGUCCGUCGUUUCGCGGGAAACAGACUCUCGACAAAGACCAUUGUCCACGACGUCUCGGGUGUGGUCUUCCCCGGAGAGACGCUUUUGGUUCUGGGUCAACCUGGCUCUGGUUGCUCUACAGUCCUCAAGAUUAUUGCCAAUGAAAGGGGUUCCUACGUCAAAGUUGAUGGGGAUGUAUCGUACGCUUCGAUAUCGGCUCCUACCAUGGCCCGAAAGUACGGAUCGGAGGUUAUCUACAACGCUGAAGACGACAUACAUUAUCCAAACCUCAAAGUCAAGCACACUCUGGACUUUGCCCUUCGGCUUCGCAGACCAGCCAAGCAAAUCGACCAGAAAAAUGCGGCCUUCUCGAACGAAAUGACGGAUCGACUUCUCGGAAGCCUGGGUAUGAUGCACACCAAGGACACCAUUGUGGGAAACUCGUUCGUCCGUGGAGUCUCUGGUGGUGAAAGAAAGCGCGUCUCACUUGCCGAAGUAAUGGCCACCAAUCCAGCUGUUGCCUGCUGGGACAAUCCCAUCCGCGGACUUGAUAGUUCGUCCGCCUUGCAAUUCCUGCGGUUGUUGAAAGAGAUUUCUACCCAGACCCGGAUGUCCAACAUUGUGACUCUGUACCAAGCCUCAGAGUCUAUGUAUAAUCAGUGCUUUGAUCGAGUAUUGGUGAUGUAUGAAGGCAGGAUGAUCUUUUCGGGCAAAGCUGAAGAUGCGAAGGAUCAUUUUCUCGACCUUGGAUUUCAUAUGUGGGACAGACAGACCACCCCCGACUUCCUGACCGCAGUCACAGCGCCUUCAGAGCGAGUAGUCCGUCGCGGCCAUAAAGGGUCUGUCCCGAGCACUCCCGACCAGUUCGUUGAUGCCUUCCACAAUAGCGUGUAUUAUGAAAAGCUCCAAGUAGAUAUACAUACCUAUCGCCAGGGAGUUCUUUCCGAUACCACGGAUCUUGCCGCAUUCCAAGACGAAGUUCAUCGAGUGAAAUCCUCUGCUACCUAUCAUGGUUCGCUUCAGCCAAUGCCGAUAUGGAGCCAAAGCUUGGUAGCCGCAAGACGCUAUUACCAGCUGCUUUGGAAGAACCAGAGAGAUCUUUACAUUGUUCUCUUCUUGAAUGCCGUCAACGCGGUCAUCAAUGGAUCGGCCUAUUUCAUGGCUCCAAAGACCGCCACCGGCUCGUUCGAAAAAGGCGGCGCCCUUUUCUUCUCGCUAAUCUAUUUUUUCCUCAAUGCGUUGGCCGAAGUUUCCUCGACGAUUAACGCACGAUUGAUUCUGGUAAAACAACACAAACUUGGCAUCAUCCAUCCUGUUGCAUUUGUGGUUGCACAGACUAUUGCAGAUAUACCGGUCGCGAUCUUUCAAUCUGUUGUCUUCUCGUGCUGUUAUUACUUCAUGUUGGGUUUGCACAGAACCGCGUCAGACUUUUGGACCUUUGAACUUGUUUUGUUCACCCACUACUCUGCAGUCUCAAGUCUCUUUCGCAUGCUUGGAGCCUGGGCCCCAUCUCUAAACAUUGCGUUCUUUAUGGCUGGAACUGCUAUGCCAAUCUGUCUCACGUACGCUGGGUAUGGCCCUCCAGUACCAACCAUGCACAGGUGGGGAUCGUGGAUCAGAAGAAUCUCUCCAUCUCCCUGGGCAUUGGAGGCUCUCAUGGGAAACGAGUUUGCCGAUAUCGCAUUGCAAUGCACUGCCGACCAAAUGAUCCCCCAUGGCCCUGGAUAUGAUGAUAUGCGGUAUCAAGGGUGCUCAUUAGCGGGUAGUACUCCAGGAUCCGACACGGUCUCUGGCUCAACCUAUCUCAGUCUUGUCUACGAGUACUCCCGGUCGCACCUCUGGCGAAACUGGGGAAUCAUUGUUGUCAUGUGGUUCCUUUAUGUUGUGCUCACAGCAAUUGGUCUGACGAUCAUGACUGGCGAAAGUGGCUUAACCGGUGGUCCGGUCUUCAAGCGUGGAGCUGUAGUUGAUACCAGCGACCCGGUAUCUGGAAAGUCCAAGGAUGAUAUGGAGCAAAAUGCAGCAUGCGCUGAAUCAUUAGAGCCCAUUUCGUCGAGUUCGUCUGCCACCAGGGCCGAAAAAGGAGAUGUGCAAAAUGUCUCUACGAAGGAGGAUUUGGGAGAUACUAUGACCCAGCGCACAUUUUCAUUCAAGGAUGUGUCCUACUACGUUCAGGUUGAUGGAGAUGAGAAGCAGCUGCUCAAUGGUGUCAGUGGGUAUGUUAAGCCUGGACAGCUUACCGCGUUGAUGGGAGCGUCCGGAGCUGGGAAAACUACCUUGCUGGAUACCAUCUCGCAAAGAAAGUCAACUGGACGCGUGGAAGGGCAGAUGUUAAUGGGUGGUAGGCCACUUGGAGGCGCAUUCUCCCGAUCAUGUGGCUUCUGCAUGCAGCAAGAUGUCCAUGAGCCGUUGGCUACUGUACGCGAGGCUCUUGAAUUCUCCGCAAAGCUUCGCCAGCCUAAAGAAGUUCCGACGUCGGAGAAGCUCAAAUACGUGGACAAUAUUAUCUCUCUUCUGGAGCUUGAGCCUAUCGCCGAUGCACUUAUCGGUGAGCCGGGAGAUGGUGGUCUAAACAUUGAAGAGCGCAAGCGUGUCACAAUUGGCGUUGAACUAGCUGCUAAGCCGUCCGCCCUUUUAUUUUUAGACGAGCCAACGUCAGGUCUUGAUAGCCAAGCCGCAUUUUCAAUUGUUUCAUUCUUGAAGAAGAUCGCUGAACAAGGCGUGCCCAUUGUCUGCACAAUUCAUCAGCCAUCAGCUAUCCUCUUCCAAAUGUUCGACCAUGUCCUCCUUCUCGCUCCUGGGGGCCGGACCGUCUAUUUCGGUGAGACUGGACCACAGUCGAAGCACGCGAUAGAUUACUUCGCGCGAAACGGAGCCAUUAUGGGGGCCUCUGAGAACCCCGCAGAGUUCAUUAUUUCAACCGUAACCAACAAGGAGCAAUCUGCCCAAGACUGGCCUCAGAUUUGGAAUGACUCUAAAGAAUGUUCUAAUCUACAACGCAAGAUUGCCACAUUGGAAUCUCAUCCCCAGCUUAGCUCCAAGGUUGAAUCGUCUUCGCACACCGAAAUAGCAAGAUACGCACUUCCUUUGCGGGAUCAAAUUCUGGAGUUGACCAAGCGGCAAUGGAUUGUUGUUUGGAGAAACGGGCCUUACAACUUCAGCAAGCUGUUCAAGUGCAUUUUUUGCGAGCUUUUCAUCGCUUUUUCAUACUUCAAUGCUGGCCCCGACAUACAAGGACUACAAAACUACAUGUUGGCUCUACUCAUCAUUAUUUGGAUUAUUCCCGCUACAGCAGCCGAUAUUCAAAACGUUUGGUUUGGGAAAUGGGAUGUUUUUGAAGCGCGCGAGCGCAACGGAAUAUAUGACUACAAGGCUUUGCUUGCCGCUAUAACACUUGUUGAGAUCCCAUGGCAAGCAGUUGGAUAUACUCUGGUCUACUUCUGCAUCUACUGGACUGUUGGAUAUCCUAAUAUUACGAGUAUCGCCGGAUAUGUCUACUUCAUGUUCCUAAUCCUGUCUCUCUUUGCGACCAGCUUCUGCCAUCUCAUGGCCGCGAUGUUUCCCAAUCCAACACUUGCUGGCUACGCCAAUUCUCUUUUCUGGGUGGCUCUGACGGUCUUCUCAGGUACACUGGUUCCUCACAGCGCCAUGAACUCAUUUUAUCGACCUUGGAUCUUCUGGGUGGAUCCGCUGCGCUACUUCCUCGGGGGAACGGUCUCAAAUGUGCUCCAUGGAGUCAAGGCCCAUUGCAAGGAAUCGGAUCUCACAAUCUUCAAUCCACCUGCCAGUUCUACUUGCUACGAGUAUGCCGCAAGUUUUCUCUCGGAAAGCACCGGCUACCUCUCGAACCCCAAUGCCACGAGUUCCUGUGGUUAUUGCAAAUUUAGCUACGGUGAUGAUUAUGCGGCCACACUGGAUUACUACCACAAAGACCGCUGGAGAGAUUGGGCAGUUCUUCUAGGAUGGUGUCUUGUUAACAUGCUUGCCAUUUGGUUCUUCACGUGGCUUUAUCGGGUCAAACUCCGCAAGUGA
Molecule: messenger RNA, 4167 nt
Organism: Penicillium soppii
Lineage: Eukaryota; Fungi; Ascomycota; Eurotiomycetes; Eurotiales; Aspergillaceae
Exons: 3
Coding region: 1-4167 (1388 amino acids)
Biological process (GO): transmembrane transport
Cellular component (GO): membrane
Molecular function (GO): ATP hydrolysis activity; ATP binding; ABC-type transporter activity
Source: RefSeq, a predicted model, not a curated record